Messenger RNA from Miscanthus lutarioriparius, 786 nucleotides. NCBI's taxonomy places the organism in Eukaryota, Viridiplantae, Streptophyta, Magnoliopsida, Poales, Poaceae. The record is from the annotation of a GenBank genome assembly.
AUGUCCGAGACCGGAGAGUCCGGGGUCGCCGCGCCUGUACCGGGGUCACCGGGAACGACGCGCCCGCACCCCGCCCGCGCUGGGGCUGCUAGCCCACAGGGCCGCGCCGGGAUGAGGGAGGUGCGGGGGCGGCGGAGGACGGCCAGGUCGAGCGCGGUUGCGCCGCGCGGCUCUGAAGUGACAAGAACGCUGGCUCAUUACUCAUUAUUAUUCUUUCACUUCACACACACACACACACUCCCCUGUCCCCUCCUCCCCACUUCUCCUGCCAAGAAAGCCACCGUUCAAGAGCGAAGAACCAAGAUUCUAAAAAGCAGCAGCGCCACCAGUGGAGCUGUCGCCUGGUCAGCGCCUCUGAUCGACGAUGAGGAGCCGCAGAUGGCGGAGGACGGAGCCGCCUCCCCCGCGGGCUCGGGCCCCGGGAUCCAGGUCGCUAUCUCCUCAACGCGGCGGCGGCGGGUCGAGGUCGCGCUCGCCACGCCGCGUCCCAAUCAUGGCGACGAGGAUGGGAAGCUCGGUGCGGAUGACCCGGGGGCCGCCGCCGCCGCUAGGAACGUCCAGCGCGGAUGCUCCCGCUGGCCGCUGGCGACGGUGGGGAGCACACCGGCGUCUUGGAGAGGGUCGCCAUUCGCCAAGAUGACGGAGAGGCUUCCCGCUCCCGCGCCUCUGCUUCCGGAGGAGGCAGAGCUGACUAGGAGGAGCCGAAGAUGGCGGAGGACGGGGCGGGGGAGGUUCCUAGUGCCUUCGUCGGCUCCGACCGAGGAGGCGAGUAAGGCAUUUGUCUGA